Messenger RNA from Morus notabilis, 786 nucleotides. Its product is annotated as histone H2A.Z-specific chaperone CHZ1-like. Bases 211 to 576 code for a protein of 121 amino acids. The record is from RefSeq and is a predicted model, not a curated record. Lineage: Eukaryota; Viridiplantae; Streptophyta; Magnoliopsida; Rosales; Moraceae. The transcript has a single exon.
GAAGAAGAAGAGGAGGAGGAGGGCAAUACGAAGUCGAAACCGAUUCCCGCGAAGAAUGCGGAAUUGGGAAGUGAAGGUGGUAAAGUUACAAAAGAGGAAUUGCAGAGCAAUGACUCCGAGAAGAAGAUUGUGAAGGAAGUGAAUUCCGCGGAGGAAUUGCGAGGUGAAAGUUCUCUAGGUGUUGAUGAGAAGGGGAAGAAGAAUUCUAAUAUGGAUGAUAAUGAGAACAACAAAGGGAAUGAUGGGGAAAAUUCUAAACAGGAGAGGAAUUUGGAAGGAGAUUCUGAGAAAAAAUCGGUAUUGAAAUCUGACGAGAAAGUGGCUUCAGAGGGGAAGGUAGAGCCUGGUGAAUCUUCUAAGGAUAGUGAUGUCACAGAUUCAGUGCCUGUCCCUGAAGAGGAAGACCUUGGAUGGGAUGAGAUUGAGGAUCUUAGUAGUAUUGAUGAAAAGAAGGUGACUCAUAGUGGAAGUCCGAACAGAGCAGAGCUAAGGAAGCGGCUUAGUGCUGUGGAAGAAGAGGCGGAUUUGAGUUGGGAUAUUGAAGAUGAUGAUGACGAUAAACCAACUAAAGGUUGAAACUUUAUUGAACGGUUAAGUUUUUAUUUUUAAGUGUACUGGUCUCAGUUAAACUUCCCUCCACAGUUGUUUUUAUGUAAUGGAGUAUAAUACGGUUGGAGGGUCUUCUUCUUUUCUUUUCUUUUUCUUGCAUCAGUUGAUUCAAAUGCAAAUAUGUUUCUGUGAUCAUGUAAUGUCAAUUUGUGAAGUUAAAAGAAACUCUGUCAUUGA